AUGGGACUUGCCUUUGUGCUGGGGUUCCUAUAUGUGCUUUAUGAAGGGACUCGACCCUACCUCCUCUGUGCAGAUCCAGACAUCAUCAGAGAGAUUUGCAUCAGAAAAUUUGACCACUUUGCUGAUAGAAUGGAGCCAGUCAUCACUGCUCACUACUGGAGGAAGAUGCUGGCUCUUCUUCCAGGUGAGGAAUGGAAAGAGGUCCGUCGUCUCCUCUCUCCUGCCUUCUCCUCUGGCAAGAUAAAGAAGAUGAGUACUUUAAUGGGUGAAUGUGCAGUUACUCUGGUGGAGAAUUUCUCCAAGAGCAUCCAGCAACAAAAAGCUGUUGUGGAUCUGAGACAGUUGGUUCCAUUUGCUUCCUCUUUCAUUCAGUGGAGUUAUGGCGCCUACACAAUGGAUGUGAUAGCCACCUGUGCAUUUGGUAUCAAGAUUGACUCACUUAACACACCAAAUGAUCCUUUUGUUCGGAAUGCCAAAGAAGCUUUCUCUGGUUCUCAAAGCCGCUCUCCGUUGUUCCUUUUCCUUUUCAUAUCCACCUGGAUUCCAAAACUCAUGAGUGGCCUUUUCUUCACAAAGGAAUUCAGAUUCUUUUUGGAUGUGGGCAAGAGUAUUGUUGAGAAGAGGAAGUCAGAAACAAAUAGAGAGCGAGGAGAUAUGAUUGACUUGCUGUUGGAUGUUCAAGAAGAGGAGCAGAUGGAAUGCAAAACUGACUCUACCAAGACUCCUGUCAUGACUGAUGAAGUUCUGAUUGCUCAGAUGGUUUUAUUUUUCCUGACUGGUUAUGACACGACUGCCACAACCCUUACCAUGGUCACACAUUAUUUGGCUCAAAAUCCAGAGACACAGGACAAAGCAGUGGCUGAGAUCAAGGAGAAGAUGGCUGUACAUGGAGGCAUAAAUCAUGAAAUGGUGAAUGAUUGCCCUUAUUUAGACCAGCUGAUCCAAGAGACCCUUCGUCUCUUCCCACCUAUCCUCAGGACUGAGCGAACCUGCACAAAGCCCUGUGAGAUUGAUGGCAUCAGAUUUGAGAAGGGAGUGCGUGUUGGGUUCCCUGUUUAUGCCAUUCAUCACGAUCCUGAGUUCUUUGAGGACCCGGAAGUGUUUCGUCCAGAACGUUUUGCCCUGUCUGAGAAGGAGUUGCGGCACCCAAUAACUCACCUUCCGUUUGGUCAGGGUCCACGUAACUGCCUCAUGAUGCGAUUUGCUCAGGUGGAAAUAAAGUUGGCACUCUCCUCAGUCCUCAGUCGAUUCAAGGUUUCCCCUUCUUCCCAAACUCAGAUGUACCACAUUGAGGAUGCAGGGGACAUAAGGAUUCAUGGGCGGGUGAUUGGGCUUUAUGAAGGGACUCGACCCUACCUUCUGUGUGCUGACCCAGACAUCCUCAGAGAUGUGUGCAUCAAGAAUUUUGAUCACUUUGUUGAUAGGCAGGAUGCUGUUGUUACUUCUCAAUAUUGGAGGAAAAUGCUAAUUUUUCUUGUUGGAGGGGAAUGGAAGGAGGUCCGUCGUCGUCUCUCUCCUGUCUUCUCUUCUGGCAAGAUAAAAAAGAUGAGUGCAUUGAUAGGUGAAUGUGCUGAUACUCUGGCUGGGAAUUUCUUGAAGAGCAUCCAGCACAAAGCAGGUGUUGUGGAUUUGAAACAGCAUUAUGGAGCCUUUACAAUGGAUGUGAUAGCCACAUGUGCUUUUGGGACCAAGAUUGAUUCCCUUGGCUCACCAGAUGAUCCCUUUGUUGAAAGUGCGAAAAAAGCCUUCUCCAGUCGUCUGAGCCGCUCUCCAUUGAUCCUUUUCCUCUGUGUGUCCCCUGAUACUACUCUUCUAGAGGUGGGCAAGAGCAUCAUCAAGAAAAGGAAAGCAGAGAAAAAAAAAGAGAGAGGAGAUAUGAUUGACUUGAUGUUGGACCUUGAAGAAGAGGAGCUGAAGGAAUGUGAAGCUGACCCUACCAAGAUUCCUAUCAUCACUGAGGAAGUGAUGAGUGCACAGACAGUUUUAUUUUUCCUGGCCGGCUAUGACACAACGUCCACAACCCUCACCAUGGCCACAUACAAUCUGGCUCUGAAUCCAGAUGCACAGGAGAAGGCAGUGGCUGAGAUCAAGGAAAAGACAGCUCAGCAUGGAGGAAUAAAUCAUGAGAUGGUGAAUGAUUGUCCCUAUUUGGACCAAGUAAUCCAAGAAACGCUUCGUCUCUACCCACCAGCCCUUAGGAUUGAACGAACCUGCACAAAGGAUUGUGAGAUCCAUGGGGUGAAGUUUGAGAAGGGAGUACGAAUUGGAUUCCCCAUUUAUGCCAUGCAUCAUGACCCUGAGUUCUUUGAGGACCCAGAGGAGUUUCAUCCAGAACGCUUUGCCCUGUCUGAAAAGGGGUUGCGGCACCCAAUGACUUACCUUCCAUUUGGCCAUGGCCCUCGGCACUGCAUUGGGAUGCGAUUUGCACAGACAGAGAUCAAGUUGGCUCUUUGUCAUGUCCUCAGUCAAUUCAAGCUCUCAUCCUCAUCCCAAACUCAGCUAAAUUUGCAGGUUCCAGUGAAACUCACAACCUCUCCCAGUCUUCUCCUCCGACCUUUGGAUGUGAUUGUGAAAGUAGAAUCCAGGAUGUGA
Molecule: messenger RNA, 2592 nt
Organism: Darwinula stevensoni
Lineage: Eukaryota; Metazoa; Arthropoda; Ostracoda; Podocopida; Darwinulidae
Source: the annotation of a GenBank genome assembly